This is a messenger RNA of Carica papaya (papaya), 833 nucleotides long. RefSeq names its product acyl carrier protein 1 (gene ACP1). Gene Ontology annotation, molecular function: acyl carrier activity; phosphopantetheine binding. Gene Ontology annotation, biological process: fatty acid biosynthetic process. NCBI's taxonomy places the organism in Eukaryota, Viridiplantae, Streptophyta, Magnoliopsida, Brassicales, Caricaceae. The record is from RefSeq and is a predicted model, not a curated record.
UAAUAAACGUAACAGUCUUAAAACCCUUCCAACUGCCUCUCUUUUUCACUCUCUUCGUGCUCUCCGCCACUCCGGUUCUUCAUCUACCUCUUCUUUAUUCUCGCUCCGAUCUCUCUCGCCCUGUCUUUUUUUUUUCUAUUCGGUUAUCGAGAAAUGGCGUCCGUUGCUGGUUCAUCGGUCUUCAUGCAGGCUCGUCCUCGUCAGGCAGCAACAAGGUUUUCCAGUCUGAAGUCUAUUUCUGUUUCUAACCUGGGAAGGAGCAGUCUCUCGUUUAGGUUACGCCCAGUGCGUGCUGGCUUGCGAAUUUCCGCUGUUGCCAAGCAGGAGACAUUGAAUAAGGUGUGUGCAAUAGUAAAGAAGCAGCUAGCACUAGCACCUGAUGCUUCAGUUACUGGUGAAACAUCGUUUGCUGACCUUGGAGCCGAUUCUCUUGACACGGUUGAGAUUGUGAUGGGGCUUGAGGAAGAAUUCGGUCUAAGCGUGGAGGAGGAGAGUGCCCAGACCAUCGCCACUGUUCAGGAUGCAGCAAAUCUCAUUCAGGAACUUCUCGAGAAAAAGGCUGCUUAAAAGAAACAAACAGUUGAGUAGAGUUAAACGAUUGUUAUGAUGUGCUGACCGGGUAAUAUAUCACUUGUUUGUUAGAUGCAGUCGGAGGGCUUCUUUGGUAAUAUGUUUUAAGUCCAUUGUUAGUUUGAUUUAAUUUGAGUUUUGGUGAACUUUGUUAGUUUGGUUUGAGCAUCGGAUAAACCCUUCCCUUUUUCAAGUUUUGCUUUUGAUAAGUUUUAACAGUUGCGAAGGUUGCAGUUUUAGCCUUCUCCUUCCCAUGGUUGGUA